AAUAAAUUGCCUUGCAUUAUCGAAAUUGAUUUGGAAUUCAAAUUAUCACUUUAUUGCAGGUGUAGGAGAAAUUGCGUAUGCCAGAGGAGGACGUGGUUUUAGAGCAGCACUGCGAUCACUAAAGCCAUCGACACCAGGGGCUUCCUAUGGAACAAAUUUUGAUGAAAGUGCAGGCGGAGCUGUUUUCUAUGGCAUCUUAAGAGCCGCUCAAUUAGUGCCUUACGACAGCGCAAUAUUUCUAUGCACCGACAGAUCACCUGGAGAUCCGGAUUUGGCACAAUUGGCAGCUACCACACUUAUUCGAAAAAGGAUAAGGUUGUACGCAUUAUGGUUUGGAUCAACUAGUGCGCCAUCUAACAUUGACGAUCAACUAUACGAAAGUGAUUCGCACGGAAGUUCAGAAGCGCUGCUGGAGGAGGCGGCGCAACGCAGUGGCGGCGAAUGGAUCAUAGUUCGAGGUGAACCCGCUGUGAGCGCGCAGGUCUCCUCUGAAGAUUUACUAGCAGCAGAUCAACCAGAUGAUCACAUCGCAACUUUGGCAGUUCGUAAACAUUUACAUGGGCAGCAAGCUGUUUCGUUGAAUGUAGAUAAUUCAAUAUCAUCUUUGCAUGUUGAGAUAAUGGGAACAGUCAGUGAAGCCAAACUUCGUACGCCUAAUGGUAAAGCGAUAGACCUUCUCAAUGCAACAGCGGUCGCUAUGUUCUCCGACGAGUCGCGAUUGCUACGCUCGACGCGGGACGAAGUCGAGGUGCAAAUUAGUUUGCCCGCGGGCCGCGAAUUCAAAGGAGAAUGGGCGCUGCUGACGAAUCAAAAGAACGACGAAGAAUACAAUAUGACGGUUCGCGCCAGUACUGCGAUUGGGUUCGAGGCUCUGCUAAGAAGAGAUG
This is a messenger RNA of Ctenocephalides felis (cat flea), 887 nucleotides long. RefSeq lists its product as uncharacterized. The transcript is spliced from 5 exons. The record is from RefSeq and is a predicted model, not a curated record. Lineage: Eukaryota; Metazoa; Arthropoda; Insecta; Siphonaptera; Pulicidae. The annotation marks the transcript as partial.